AUGAGAUCUUCGUCAGGUCAAAGAUGGGCGGUGCUGCUUAUCGCUGCUGUGUAUUGGUUCGCGACGACGGUUUGUGGGCAAGAUCCGCCUGCUGCUUAUCUACAGACUCCGUCUGCUGAGCAGCUUGAAUGGCAUCGCCUAGAAUACUAUGCAUUCGUUCAUUUUGGUCCCAAUACAUUUACGGGUGAAGAAUGGGGACGUAGUCAGAGCACUCCUGAUGUGUUCAAGCCAGCGGCGCUGGACACCGACCAAUGGGCCAAAUCUUUCGCUGAUGCCGGUAUGGCGGCUAUGAUUCUGACUGCGAAACACCAUGAUGGAAUGGCGUUGUGGGACACCAACACUACCACAUACAAAAUUGGCAAUGGAGCUUGGGCGAAAAACCGCACCGCCCAAGGCCUCAGUGCCGACGUGGUGAAACUAGCAGCUGCUUCCGCGAAGAAAUAUGGUAUCAAAUUCGGCAUCUACUUAUCUCCAUGGGACAUACACCGCGACCCUGCCAUGCCCAAGGCGAAAUUGGCCGACACAUUAUAUGAUGAGCCACAAAUCUUCGGAGAUAACAGCCCCGGAGAUUACAACGAAUUCUACGCCAAACAAUUGACGGAGCUAGUCACCAUGAAAUACGAAGAUAGCACACCCAUUGAGCUAUCUGAGUUAUGGCUUGACGGAAAUAGCGGGUCUAAUACCGUGCAGACCUUCAAUUGGACCAACUUCCGCAACAUCAUCCGUGAACACCAACCAAGUGCCAUUAUGUGGGGCCACCAAGGUGUGGAUGCACGAUGGGUAGGAAACGAGGAUGGGGUGACGGUAGCCACGAACUGGCACUCCAUUUCCCGAACCCAAGAUCAGGAGCAUUACUCCGGUGACGAGUUGCAGACUGGUGUGCGGGAUGGCACAUACUGGACACCAGCGGAAGCAGACGCGCGGAUACGGAAUGGGUGGUUCUACCACGCUACCGAGAGACCCAAGUCCGCCAGCACAUUGAUGGACAUGUACCUACAAUCUGUAGGGCGAAGCGUAAAUCUACUCCUUGACGUCCCACCCGAUACCACGGGUCAAAUCGUCAAAAGCGACGUAGAUAUUCUUCUCCAAUUCAAAGCCCAACGGGACGCAUUCCUCAACCGCACACUCCUCACUCCAGGUCUCGAGGUAAACGCAAGCAGCAUUCGCGAUGAUAACUCCACAUUUUUUGGACCGGGUAACGUACUCGAUGGCAAUUUCACUACGUACUGGGCAAUUACCGACGAGGAAACUACUGGUUCGAUUGAGAUUGACCUUGGGGGUAAUCAUACUGUUGAUGCGUUUAUUACGCAGGAGCAUAUCGCCUUAGGCCAGCGAAUCGGUGGGUAUGUGAUCGAUGGGCUUGUGGAUGGUGAUUAUAAGACGCUUGUCAGGGGUACAUCGUUGGGGUAUAAAAGGAUUGAUACGUUGGAUGAGCCGGUUGAGACGAGUCAGAUACGUUUGCGUAUCACACAGGCGAAUGCUACGCCUUUGAUUAAUAGCUUCCAGGUACUGGGGGUUUGA
Messenger RNA from Hypoxylon trugodes, 1521 nucleotides. Its product is annotated as carbohydrate-binding module family 32 protein. Bases 1 to 1521 code for a protein of 506 amino acids. Gene Ontology annotation, cellular component: lysosome. Lineage: Eukaryota; Fungi; Ascomycota; Sordariomycetes; Xylariales; Hypoxylaceae. Gene Ontology annotation, molecular function: alpha-L-fucosidase activity. The transcript has a single exon. Gene Ontology annotation, biological process: glycoside catabolic process; fucose metabolic process. The record is from RefSeq and is a predicted model, not a curated record.